AUGGCGCUUUUAGUAUUUGCCUUCCUAAUCUUCUUCUUUGUUGGGUCGAAUGCCCAGCUCCGGACUUCUUUUCUCUUUAACGAAUUCAACGAAAGCGGUUUAAUUUUGCUGCAGAGCGCUUCGAUCAAGUCCAAUGUGCUGAGGCUAACUGAUCAGUCGAUGAAUGCGGUGGGGCGUGCUCUGUUUGAGGAUGCUCUGCAUUUGAAGACUAAUAAUUCAAUCUCAUCGUUCAGCACCACAUUCGUCUUCUCCAUAGUACCUGCUACUAAUAAUCCCGGACAUGGACUAACUUUCCUGAUAUCCCCUUACAGAUCCGCAGUUAGCGCAUCUGAAAUUGGCUAUAUUGGUUUGUUGAAUGCGUCUAGUGAUGGAAGAGAAGAUAACCAUUUAUUUGCAGUCGAAUUUGAUACACAUCUCAACCAUUGGAAUAAUGACAUCGAUGCCAACCACGUCGGAGUCGAUCUCAACACCAUCAAUUCUUCAGUGUCUAAGACUGCAGGUUAUGAAAUUGGUGAACAGUUUGAGGAAUUGAAAAUGGCAAGUGGGCAGAACAUUCAAGCAUGGAUUGAUUACGAUGGUCAUCAGCACAAUCUCAAUGUUACCAUUGCCUUAGCCGGGAUGGCGAGGCCUCUGAAGCCGCUGAUUUCUAUGCAAAAAUUUGAUCUUGGGGACAUCUUCAAGGAGGAAAUGUAUGUGGGAUUUUCUGCAGCUACAGGACGUGAUGCUGUUGAAGAUCACUACAUUCUGGCUUGGAGCUUCAGCACGGACGCCAUGGCACAACCUCUAGAUCUUCUCCAUCUUCCUUCGUUCAUACCCAAGACUUCAAGAAAGCCAUCCGUAGGACUUAUAGUUGGUGUUUUCAUGGGUUCACUCUUUUUAGUUGUUAUGGCUAGUCUGGUUGCAUGCUACUGGUCGAUAAAGAGAAAUCUUGGAGAUGCUGUGGAAGAAUGGGAGGUGGAGUUCUGGCCCCACAGGAUUCCCUAUCAAGAAUUGAGAACCGCCACAGAUGGAUUCAGUGACGAGAGAUUGUUGGGUAGUGGAGGUUUUGGGAAGGUAUACAGGGGAACUCUGCCCAGCACAGGACUUGAAGUUGCCAUAAAACAUUUGACCAGAGAUCUCCACCAAGGAAUGAAAGAUUUUGUUGCUGAAAUCUCGAGCCUUGGGCGUCUGCAACACAGAAAUCUUGUUCGGCUUCAAGGAUGGUGUCGGCACAAGAAUCAGCUCUUUGUUGUUUAUGAUUACAUGCCAAACAGGAGCCUGGAUCGAUUCAUAUUUGGGAACCCAGAGACAGUUCUUGGAUGGUCGUCAAGAUAUAGCAUUCUCAAAGGAGUGGCCACUGGCUUGUUGUAUCUCCACCAAGAAUGGGAAUGGGUAGUUGUGCAUAGAGACCUAAAGUCUCAAAACAUUUUGCUUGAUUCACAGUUCAAUGCAAAGUUGGGAGAUUUUGGGCUUGCCCGUUUGCAUGACCACACUCAGAAGGCCCCAACGAGUGGUAUUGCAGGGACCUUGGGUUACAUUGCACCGGAAAUCAUUGCCACGGGAAAAGCCACCGUAAGCACAGAUGUAUUCAGCUUUGGUAUAGUUUUGCUGGAGGUUGCUUGUGGAAGAUGGCCUGUGGAUGAAUCUGCCGAAACUGAGAAACAAAUCUUGGUGGAGUGGGUGAGGAAGUUAUAUGUCGAGGAGAGGAUAAUGGAGGCGGUGGAUACAAAGCUUGGGGGACAAUAUAAUGGUGGAGAGAUGGAGAGAGUGCUUAAGUUGGGAGUUUUGUGUUCCCAUCCUCAACCAGAAUGCAGGCCUGACAUGAAACAGGUGUUACAGAUAUUGGAUGGACAAGCUCCAAUUCCACUUGUUCAUAUUGCAGCUGUAAAUAGGACGUUCCUUAUUCCAGAAGCCAAGGAGCUCUCUGGUGCCAAGUGUUCAGUGAAUAGUGCAGGUUCCAGUCCUCUCACUGCUCGAUACUUGGUGAGCCUUAUGCUUUUAGGUAUACAACAGGGUUGGGGUAGAGGUGCAGCAGAUCCAGGGAUGACAACAGAGUAUGAUGCGUGGUUUGCUAGGCAUAGGCCAGUGCCUUUGACUGAUCCUGCUCUUCUGAUUACAACACAACAGAUUCAGUAUCCUAGACAACGUGAGGAUAGCGAUGAUUCUUUUGAGUCAUCGAGCAGUGGGAGUGGAGGUGAUGAUGAGGAUAUGCUGGGGCUAGAGGAUGUGCUUGCUGUAGAGGGUGGGAUAGGACUGGUUGGUGAGGAGGAUGAGCUGCAGACUAUUAGAGCGCAGGUCCAGAGUUUGGAGGAUGAGGUCACUAGACAAGAUAUCGAGCGAGAGACUUACCAUGCAGAUUAUGGUGCCCUUAAGGCUGAGCGAGUUCGUCUCCAGAGGGAGAGAGAUGAGGCAGUGUGGAGAUGUUAG
Messenger RNA from Cryptomeria japonica (Japanese cedar), 2406 nucleotides. RefSeq names its product L-type lectin-domain containing receptor kinase IV.2-like. Gene Ontology annotation, biological process: protein phosphorylation. NCBI's taxonomy places the organism in Eukaryota, Viridiplantae, Streptophyta, Pinopsida, Cupressales, Cupressaceae. Gene Ontology annotation, cellular component: plasma membrane. The record is from RefSeq and is a predicted model, not a curated record. The transcript is spliced from 4 exons. Bases 1 to 2406 code for a protein of 801 amino acids. Gene Ontology annotation, molecular function: ATP binding; carbohydrate binding; protein kinase activity.